Symbiodinium necroappetens is the source of this 1872-nucleotide messenger RNA. NCBI's taxonomy places the organism in Eukaryota, Dinophyceae, Suessiales, Symbiodiniaceae. The record is from the annotation of a GenBank genome assembly.
GCACGGCCGAAGGACGGAACCAAAGACGAACUCCAGGUGAAGUCUGAAAUGAAGGAAGAAGCCCAGGAGCGCGGCAAGGCGAGCGACACCAAACUGGAACUCAAGGAGACGCAGGCCGUGAAAGAAGAAGUAAAAGAGGAGGAGGCGGCCCAGCACACGAGGGAGCAAGUCAAAGAGGAGAUCGCUCAGAAGGACAUGAAGAAGGAGGUAAAAGAGGAGGUUUCGAAGGAUUCACACAUGGACGUGAAGACAGAGAUCAAAAAGGAGGCGUCAAAGAACAUGUCAAAAGAAGUCAAAGAGGAGAUGCCGCAGAAGGACAUGAAGCAGGAGGUGAAGGAGGAGGUUCGCCCCGAAAUGAAGCCUCAGAUCGGAGAUGAGGUCGUCCGGUGUCGUCGAAGGCUGCGCACGAAGGUCAAGGCUGAGAUCAAGCAUGAGGUGAAGCAAGAGGACCACGACUGGCAAUGCCGGGUGACAGGCAUGAAGCGCGAGCUGGUGGAUGAAGAAGAGCAGGUGUGUGUUAAGGAGGAGCAUGCUGAGCAGGCUGGUCCGAUCCAAGAAGCCAAGAGGCGUCGCAUCAGCCAGAAGAAAUCGGAAACUUCAGUUCCAUCCUUCGAGUCGCGAAUGACAGAGUGGGCCGAGAAAUGCCUCGCAUUUCAAUCCUCUGGCAAGACGUGGCUCCCUACGAAGCCCUGCUGUCCGGCUAGCCCAUUUCUCGGAUUAGCAGGUGCUCCGUGGCAAGGAUGUGCAAGAGACAAGACAACAGCAUGCGUGCAGCUCCUCGGCAAAGAUCAGUUCAGAGAGUUGCGCGACUUCUACCGCGAGAAUCCACACCAUGCCCUUUUCCAUGACAGCAGCGACGCAAGCAGCGGGCGACAGACAGAGACCACUGUUGCAUCUAGGCUGCAGGCUCACAGGAGCUCCACCGGCAAUGAGCACCGAGCAGCUGAGUGCAUGAAGAUGUGGCCUUGGAUGCGGGAUCUUCCAACGCGAGCUUGGGCCGGCAACGGCUGGCUGCUCAUGGAAGACGGCAUGAUGAAGCUCUCGCCGACCGGAGGGGGCUCCGCCAUGCAGGGCCUCGAGAUCUUCGAGUCCGUGGGCUCCGUCCCGGAACCUGGCGAGCCGAAGUCUUCGGAGCCAUCCAGCAGAGCCGAGCCCAGAGCCGAGCAAAGCCAGGUCGUCACGAAGAAGUUCCGCGGCCUGGAGCGCCAGAGCGGCAUCCAGGGAAUUUGUUGGAACAGGCUGAUGGCUCUUUGGCGAGUCUCCUGGCAAGAAGGGGGUAAGCGGCGGUUGUGUCAGUUCCCCAUCUCCAAGCACAUGAAGCUGGGCCUCAGCGAGGCCGAGGCCGUGGAGGCCUCCCUGGAGGAGGCCAAGGCUUUCCGCGAGGAGCUCGUGCGCCAGGGGAAGCUGAAGCCGCCGAAGCCCAUCACGGGGAAGGCCUCCGGCUCCAUGGUGAGGGGAAUUAAGUAUGACAAGAAUAACGGAACCUACCGAGUGCAGAUGACAGACCCCUCGACCAAGAAACUGGUGCACGGUGGCAUGUUCAAGGUGAAGGAGGAGGCCGAGGCCCGGGCCCGGGAGCUGGCCCGGGAGCUCGGGGUGGAGUCCGAGGGCGGCGUGGUGCCUGUGAAGCCGCUCUCCGAGAUCCCUCACUUCGAGCCGCUGGGGCCGCAGCCAGGGAUCAAGUGGAACCGCGGCGAGCAGGCCUGGCAUGCCCAAUGCAACGUCUCGGGAAGCAACAGGAACAUGAGGUUCCGCCCGAAGGACUUCUCGGCGAAGGAGGUGGAGAAGUCCUGGAAGCAGGCGGUGGCCUGGCGCCAGCAGCAGGAGAAGGAGAGGGAGCGGGCUGAGCAGUCCCAGAAGCGAAAGCGCUAA